AUGUCUGGAACGGGGAGUACGGAAGCAUCGUUCGCUACCGUCUCAAUUCUUAAAAGGAAGUCAAAUGAUGUGGGGUGGAAGUAUGGGAUGCUAAUUAAUCCCAAGAAUAUGGACAAAGUCAAAUGCAAGUUAUGCAGUAAGGUGAUGUCUGGCGGUGUUUACCGAGUUAAAGAACACAUUGGCCAUAUUUCUGGAAAUGUGUCUGCAUGUCCAAAAGCUUCUCCAGAUGAUAGAGCCAAAUGCAAGAAUGCAAUUGAGGAGGCAAGGAAUAAAAAGAAGAAUAAGAAAAAGGAAGAAGAUCUGAUGAGAUCAACAGUCAAUAUUUCUGAAAAGGGGGAAGGGAAUGGCGAUGAUGAAUUGCAAGAAUUAGGGAGUAAUAACCCACCCCGCACACUUGGCCCUAUGGAUAAAUUUGCAAGCUCCAUCAGCCCUGAAGCUGGUUCAAGUGUAAAAAUGACACAAAGACAACAAAAUAUCAAUGAAGCACUCUUUAAAGAGAGGACACAGACAGUCCGUGAAUAUUGUGCUAGGUGGGUCUAUGAGCACGGUAUUUCUUUCAAUGCCAUUGAUAAUGACAGUUUCAAGUUGUUUGUUGAGGCAGUUGGUCAAUUUGGGCCAGGCUUCAAUCCUCCUAGUCAAUACCAGUUGAGGGAAACGUUGCUAAAGGGGAAAGUUGACAGGAUGAAAGUUGGGCCACAAAAUGUUGUCCAAGUGGUAACUGACAAUGCUGCCAACAAUAUGGGAGCGGCAAAGUUAUUGAAGGUGAAGAGACCCAAUAUCUUUUGGACAUCAUGUGCUACUCACACCAUCAAUUUAAUGCUUGAAAGCAUUGGAAAACUGCCAAGGUACAAAAAAGUCAUUGAUCAAGCCAAGAGUUUGACAAUCUUUAUUUAUGCACAUCAUAAGACCUAA
This is a messenger RNA of Diospyros lotus (date-plum), 912 nucleotides long. RefSeq lists its product as uncharacterized. Bases 1 to 912 code for a protein of 303 amino acids. The record is from RefSeq and is a predicted model, not a curated record. NCBI's taxonomy places the organism in Eukaryota, Viridiplantae, Streptophyta, Magnoliopsida, Ericales, Ebenaceae. The transcript is spliced from 2 exons. Gene Ontology annotation, molecular function: DNA binding.